Penicillium roqueforti is the source of this 1608-nucleotide messenger RNA. RefSeq names its product DUF2417 domain-containing alpha/beta hydrolase. The transcript is spliced from 2 exons. The record is from RefSeq and is a predicted model, not a curated record. NCBI's taxonomy places the organism in Eukaryota, Fungi, Ascomycota, Eurotiomycetes, Eurotiales, Aspergillaceae. The coding region runs from base 1 to 1608 and encodes 535 amino acids.
AUGUCAAUCUGGGGUCGCAGACAAGACCAUAAGCCCACGGAGCCAUCUGGCACACAAAAUGGGGAUGAACAUCGGCAUGCGCCAGAGGAAACAUUCGAAGAACCUACUGAGCGCUCAAGAUUACUUCCUGCAGAUAGUCAUGAGGGGUUUCUAAGCCCAGAUGAUCCCGCCGUAUCGCCCUACAAUCUAUGGAGCGUGCGCGCGGUGCACGGUGCGUCAGUUAUCGCAUUGGCAAUGAGCUUCAUAUGGUGGACAUUCCUGCUUGUCUCCAUAUUUGUCAGUCCACCGAUGAUCCACCCGCGAGGGUCGGGCUUCUUUGCCUUCUCAUAUACCACCUUGGCGACAGGAUACCUCGUCCUUGGACUCUUAUUUUUCGCAGUGCCAUCCAAGUCCAUGACAAUAUGGGCCAUUAUACUUGCCGUUCUACUUUUGGUUGAUAUGUUUAUUAUCCUGGCUGCGCCGCGGAUCCGUCUUGAAGAAGGCUGGGUAGGGAUUGCUUCUGUCGUCUGGGUAGCUUUGAUAUCUAUAUACCAGGCCAUCCAGAAUCGAGCAGUUGCUUGGGGUAAGCGCGAGGAGGAAGAGCGUCUUACUGGUCGAGAAGAGACUCGGCGCUCCCUACUGGAGUGGAUUGCUGUUUUCGCUGAGACGAUUCUAAUGGCUGCCAUGGCGAGCGCUGCCGUCAUGUUAACAGCCACUCUGAUCUUGCGUGCUUUCGACUCUGGGCUCGAGGCUCCAGGCGAGCGAUACUUGGUGCAUGCGGAUAGCUAUCAAGUUCAUCUCGCUUGUGUCGGGAACAAGACUGCAGACGACAAUGCACCGACGAUUCUUCUAGAAGGUGGCAAUGGACCAGUCGAACAUACAUUACAACCGUUCAUCGACGAUGUAUACGGCCGUGGCGGUAUCGGCAGAUAUUGUUACUGGGACCGACCAGGAUUCGGAUGGUCCGACAACGCACCCUCGCCCCAUUCCGCCGGCAUGUCAGCGGACGUGCUAGCCGAAGCCUUGGCUCUUGCAGGUGAGACAGGUCCAUGGAUAGUUGUUUCCGCUGGAGUUGGCAGUCUUUAUUCGAGGCUUUUUGCCAGUCGCAACCUUCUCGAAGUUCGGGGCAUUUUCAUGAUCGAUCCCCUCCACGAGGCAUACUUGGGAGACAUUGGGCGACCCGGUCGUGGGUUUUUGCUCUGGCUUCGUGGUAUCGUUUCUCCGCUGGGAUUCGAUCGGCUUGCGGGCGCUAUUUUACGCGGCCGUUCUCGCCAGGACCGCGUUAUCGGACGUUCGGCUUACCAGUCUGGAAAAUACAUCAAAGCAAAGCUACAGGAAAGCCUCGUGGCUGUCACCAUGACUGCCUCCGAGAUACAGUCUUCUCGCCAUAUCCAGAUGGGCCAUGCUCCUGUAGUCGUUGUGAGCUCUGGUCAAGAAGUCCGAAAGAAUUCGCAGUGGGCAGAGCGACAGGAGGAUCUGUCUCAUCUUACAGAUAAUCUUUUGUCUUGGGAUAUUGCUGACGAUGCACCCCAUGAAGUAUGGCAUACUGGACAAGGACGGGCGAUAUUGGAAAGACGUUUGAAGGAGCUUGUCCAAGAAAGUCAGGUACAAAGACCCAUGAGCAAGUGA